GCAUUGCGUUAACCUGAUAAGUGUCCGAAGGUCAUAAAAACAAAAAAACAGUGCAAAAACUGUUCUCACAAAACCAUGGACAUUUCAGCUGUAAAUGCUCUUUCUUAUGAGGAAUUCGUGAAUAUUUUCGGAAAUGUGGUGGAAAAAUGCCCUCUAAUAACAGCCGCUGUGUGGACCAGCCAUCCCUUUAUGAGCAUAAAUGCUUUAAAAGCUGAAAUUAAUGACUUCAUCGAUGCUUUACCAGAGUCGGGUAAAGAAGGGAUCCUCAGGUGUCACCCAGAUCUCGCAGGCAGGGACCUCCACAGCGGUGCGCUGACCCGGGAGUCCCAAGAGGAACAAGCCCGAGCCGGGAUGGGAGAGCUGAGCCCGGCGGAGGCAUCGCGGAUGGCGCGACUCAACGAGAAGUACAAAGAGCGCUUCGGCUUCCCGUUUGUCAUCUGCGCUCGGAUGAAUGACAAGGCGCGUAUCUUGCGCGAGCUCUCCCAGCGCCUUCAGAACGAGCGCGCGGCGGAGAUAGCGCGCGGCAUCGCUGAGGUGAAGAAGAUCUGCCGCCUGCGUCUGCAAGCUCUAGUGCUCUCUGAAGCACCGAAGUUAUGAAACUAGGCAAUGAGGCUGCCUAUAUGACCGAGGGCUUCAAUAUUUCAAUAUAUUACAUUUAUAUUUUUAUUAUUUCAAAUGCAUAAUAUGAACUGUUAAAAACUGAUCAGUAAAAGCAGGUGACCAUGAUUUAAACUUACACAUACAAUGGAUGCACAUAUAUGAAAUAUACACAUUC
Molecule: messenger RNA, 775 nt
Organism: Cyprinodon tularosa
Lineage: Eukaryota; Metazoa; Chordata; Actinopteri; Cyprinodontiformes; Cyprinodontidae
Gene: urad
Product: ureidoimidazoline (2-oxo-4-hydroxy-4-carboxy-5-) decarboxylase
Exons: 2
Coding region: 76-597 (173 amino acids)
Biological process (GO): allantoin metabolic process
Molecular function (GO): carboxy-lyase activity
Source: RefSeq, a predicted model, not a curated record